AUGUCUACUGAAAAGAGUAAAAGAGCAAUUCGACGAGGAAAUCGAGCUUUCGUAACGAAAGUUAUUCAGACGGCAAAUGACGCCAUUGACAAGUUUGGUGGAACUCAGGUGGAGAAAGAUGCGUUAGAGGGUUGUAAAAUCACGUUAAUCGAUAAGAAAGAAUCCAUAAGAAAGCUUGAUGAAGCUAUUCUGAAUGAAAUUGAAGAUGAAGAGAAGAUUAUGGAAGAUAUAUUUCAGGCUGGCGAAGUGGGUGAGUCGAUCAAUAAAAUGCUUGUUAAAAUUGACAAUGUUUUGAAGACAGUUGAAGCGAGCAAUGUGUCCUCGCCAGGGGGACUGGGUACAACCAUGCCUAGC
Paramuricea clavata is the source of this 354-nucleotide messenger RNA. NCBI's taxonomy places the organism in Eukaryota, Metazoa, Cnidaria, Anthozoa, Malacalcyonacea, Plexauridae. The record is from the annotation of a GenBank genome assembly.